Molecule: messenger RNA, 567 nt
Organism: Babesia bovis T2Bo
Lineage: Eukaryota; Apicomplexa; Aconoidasida; Piroplasmida; Babesiidae
Product: RNAse P Rpr2/Rpp21/SNM1 subunit domain family protein
Exons: 1
Coding region: 26-547 (173 amino acids)
Biological process (GO): tRNA processing
Cellular component (GO): nucleolar ribonuclease P complex
Source: RefSeq, a predicted model, not a curated record
AGAAGUACAGAGGCGCCAUGUCUCCAUGAAAAAAGACAAAUAUGCAACCCAUGCCGAAAAGGCGCGAAACAAUGACGAAGCCAUUAAGUCAGCAUACGCUAAUAAUGUGCAUGUAAAACGUUUAAACUUCUUGCUCGAUGCAGCAGGAAUCAUGAGUACCGUGUGUCCUAAUAUCAGUAGGAGUUAUGUAAAAGAAUUGAGAGAAAUUGCACAGAAACAUGUUAUAAGACUUCAUGCAUCAUUUAAACGUUAUUUCUGCAAAGGUUGCAAUACUGUACUCUUACCAGGAGUCAACGCUGUUGUUAGGGCAGAGAGCCAUGGAAACAUGUUGCAAUCUGAUCCCGGAAACAAACGUGAACGUUACCAUGACUCGACCGUGGCUAUACUGAAAAAUGACCAUGUUACCGAUGAAGUGUUAAUAGAUGCAUCUUUAUAUGAUUGGAUGGCAGUAACAUGUUGUAUAUGCACGAGAACUCGCAGAACGAAACUAGAACCCUGUGAUAACAUGAUGUCCCUUCCAAAAGAUGGGAUAUCUAACGAACCAUAAAUGCAGGUCAUAAAAAGGCA